AUGUCGGACAAUAACCCGCUGAAAAUGAGCUCGACAACGAUCCGACGGGCACAAGAAGGCGAGGAAUCGCAGCAGCAAGGCGUGGAUGAUCAGGUGGAAGAUGACUUGCGACCUCCCGUAGACUGCGGGUUGCGCGACGCUCGCAAAGUGGAUCAAUCCAGCUUGUACGACAAAAAAAAAAUAUUCACCAGCGGUGUGUCCCAGUGCUCCAUACAGAGACUGCAAAAUAUAUUGCAGUUUGGCGACCGCUGGAAGUCGACCAGAACGUCGAAGAAAGAUGCUAUAGCAUUGGCAAAACAACUUGAAGAGGAAAAGAAACUUAACAUAACAUUACGAUCCAAGCUGAAGAAAGCACAAUCAGACAAGAAGCAACAAGAGAAUUCAUCUACUGAAGGAAGUUUUGUGCGAUUGCAUUCAACUAUGCAUGAAAACAACUUGACGGACGAUCAGAAUUCUAUUUUGAUGACGUCUAUGAGCAACUUAUCGUUCGCAUCGAUGCAAGUUCCGGAAUGCAAACCAAGCGACGGUGAGGACGACAUAGAUCGCAAAUCUUAUGAGCAAUGGAGAGAAUUACUCGAAGCGUCUAUGCAGCUAGCAGGAGUGUCUGAUGAAAUGACGAAGAUGAACAUCUUCAAGAUAAAGGCCGGACCCAAGUUACUCGACGUUCUCGAGGGAACCGUAUCAAGUCCUGAAUCGCCAGACACACGCACUGAACCGUAUUCGAAUGCGAUCCACAGGCUGAGUUUGUUCUUUGGGUCGCGCGAAUAUUUGUUUAUGCAACGACAAAAGCUCAGAUCGUUGGGCCAGAACAAAGGAGAAACAGAUUCCAAAUACAUUAAACGGGUGAUAGCGAUUGCAAAACUUUGCGAUUUCAACGAAGACAUCUUGAUUGAGCAGGUAGCAGAUGCGGUGCAAACCCAUGCAUCAAAUCGCAAAGUCCGUGAACUCGCUAGAAAAUUUCUGCGUAAAGGUGGACAGCUGGGAGAUUUACUCGAUAAAGUCCGAGCAUUAGAAAUGGAUGAGAUGAACGAAGAAAUGUACGCAAAAAACCACCAGCAAGUGCCGCAGUCAAAUCAGAUAGCAGCUGUUGCUGUUAAUAAAUCAGGAAACGAGAGAUUCAACACUAAUCGGUAUGGAGGUCGGAGCAACCCACAUAACGAACAACAAAGAUUUGGUGGAAAUUGGAGAGGUGCUGCAGGAAGAGGUACGAGUCGUGGUGCAUAUAAGAGAGGUACAUCCACACAGCAAUACAGAUGUUGGAGAUGUUUAAGCAAUCAGCACAAUCCUACAGUUUGUUGGACCAUUCAGCAGACUUGUCAUAACUGUCAACGCAUGGGACACGUGGCGCGAGCUUGCCACCGCACGCCGUCUGCCAUGGUAUUGAAGCGACGCAUCAGCAAUGACGAUAACGAGGGGGCAUCCACGUCGAAGAAAGUUGCUGCAGUUAAGCGCGAUGAGGAUGAAGCAGUUAAAGAUCCUGCAGCGGUAGCGCGAUCCAACUGAUCCGAUGGGCGUCCGAUAGAAAAACCGUUUCUU
This is a messenger RNA of Armigeres subalbatus, 1536 nucleotides long. RefSeq lists its product as uncharacterized. Gene Ontology annotation, molecular function: zinc ion binding; nucleic acid binding. The transcript has 5 exons. The record is from RefSeq and is a predicted model, not a curated record. Bases 1 to 1503 code for a protein of 500 amino acids. NCBI's taxonomy places the organism in Eukaryota, Metazoa, Arthropoda, Insecta, Diptera, Culicidae.